Messenger RNA from Antechinus flavipes (yellow-footed antechinus), 514 nucleotides. RefSeq names its product ribosomal protein S20 (gene RPS20). The transcript is spliced from 4 exons. Gene Ontology annotation, cellular component: ribosome; cytosolic small ribosomal subunit. The coding region runs from base 116 to 475 and encodes 119 amino acids. Gene Ontology annotation, molecular function: structural constituent of ribosome; RNA binding. NCBI's taxonomy places the organism in Eukaryota, Metazoa, Chordata, Mammalia, Dasyuromorphia, Dasyuridae. Gene Ontology annotation, biological process: translation. The record is from RefSeq and is a predicted model, not a curated record.
CCCGCCCCUUCCUUUUUGGUGAAGGUAGCCUCCCUUCGGUCCCUGCCUCUCCUCCUGACUCACCGCUGUUCGCUCUCACCGAGGAAUAAGUCGGUCAGGAAGCCGCUUCACUGCCAUGGCAUUCAAAGACACCGGCAAGACACUUGUGGAGCCCGAAGUGGCCAUUCAUCGCAUCCGUAUCACUCUUACCAGCCGCAAUGUGAAGUCACUCGAGAAAGUGUGUGCUGACCUAAUUAGAGGAGCCAAAGAAAAAAACUUGAAAGUGAAGGGACCUGUUCGAAUGCCCACUAAGACACUUCGAAUCACAACUAGAAAAACUCCUUGCGGUGAAGGUUCAAAGACUUGGGAUCGCUUCCAGAUGAGAAUCCACAAACGCCUUAUUGAUUUGCACAGUCCUUCUGAAAUUGUUAAACAGAUCACUUCUAUCAGCAUUGAACCAGGUGUAGAAGUGGAAGUCACCAUUGCAGAUGCCUAAUCAGUCAUCUCUUUUAAUAAAUUGAUUGCAACUAUUAAA